AUGGAGGCUUUUCAGGGGAUUAUUAAAUUCUUUGCUAAUCAGAAAACUGUUAUUGGUUACAGUUUCAUGGCUCUACUGACUGUGGGAAGUGAGCGUCUCUUUUCACUUGUGGCUUUUAAGUGUCCCUGCAGCACAGAUAAUGUAACCUAUGGAUUGGUUUUCCUUUUUGCUCCUGCCUGGGUGUUACUGAUCUUGGGGCUCUUUGUGAACAACGGGUCAUGGAAACUCUUCACUGGCUGCUGUGUGAAUCCCAAGAAAAUCUUCCCUUCGGGUCACAGCUACCGUUUCUUCUAUGUCCUUGGUCAGAUCAUUCUGAGUUCAUUGGUGGCUCCAAUGAUGUGGCUUUCUGUGGCUUUGCUGAAUGGAACUUUUUAUGAAUGUGCCAUGAGUGGGACCAAAAGUGAAAGACUCCUGGGAAUAAUUUGCAAGAACAAGCCCAAAGAGUGCUGGGAAGAACUUUACAAAAUAUCUUGUGGCAAAACCAGCAUGACAAGUUUGGAUGAUGAAGAACUGAAACGCACCUUGCAAGCCCAAUCUCAGAUUCUAGGAUGGUUCCUGAUUUGUGUAGCAUCUUUCUUCUCUCUGUUCACCACUUGUUAUGCUCGCUGCCGAUCUAAAGUUAGUUACCUUCAGAUGAGUUUUUGGAAGACAUAUGCACAAAAGGAGAAAGAGCUUUUGGAAAAUAAGUUCUUGGACUAUGCCAACAAACUGAGUGAGAGAAACCUGAAAAGCUUUUUUGAAAACAAGAGACCGGACGUCUUCCCUUUGCCCACCUUUGCAGCCUGGGAAGCUGCAUCACAACUUCAUUCUUUCCAUGAAAGCCGACCAUUCUAUAGCACACUUCAUCAGGUGGUAGAGGAAGGACUGGAACUUAGCCCUGAAGACGAGGAGACCACAAUGAUCCUUGUGGGUAGUGCCCACAGCAUGUGA
Messenger RNA from Suncus etruscus (white-toothed pygmy shrew), 930 nucleotides. It is a transcript of the gene CALHM5, whose product is annotated as calcium homeostasis modulator family member 5. NCBI's taxonomy places the organism in Eukaryota, Metazoa, Chordata, Mammalia, Eulipotyphla, Soricidae. The transcript is spliced from 2 exons. The record is from RefSeq and is a predicted model, not a curated record. The coding region runs from base 1 to 930 and encodes 309 amino acids. Gene Ontology annotation, molecular function: monoatomic cation channel activity.